This is a messenger RNA of Aspergillus welwitschiae, 733 nucleotides long. RefSeq lists its product as uncharacterized. NCBI's taxonomy places the organism in Eukaryota, Fungi, Ascomycota, Eurotiomycetes, Eurotiales, Aspergillaceae. The transcript is spliced from 2 exons. The record is from RefSeq and is a predicted model, not a curated record. The coding region runs from base 348 to 653 and encodes 101 amino acids.
GCAUGCAAAGAAGCGUUACGGAUAUCCUGGCAUCGCAACUGGAAGAAGAUGUCUUCAAAGGCAAUAAUGGGGCUUAUCAUUGACGAAGAGAAACAGGCUUGGUUCCGAGGGAGUCACACUGACGAGACAUAUAUUAAGAAAAUGGGCAGCAACUGGGUUGCGAAUAAUGAGUGUAUGCUGAGAACGUACUUUCGUACUUUUCGGCGCGCGUUGAGGAGACAUGCUCCUAGCCCGGGGUAUGAUCCUGCAUUUGAGUCUGGGUCCGAAAGUGAGUUGAACUCUGUUAUGCAAGUGUGGGUGUCGGAUAAGGAUGUGGAUGUUCCUGCUCGUCCUGGUUCUGCGUUCUGAUGUUGAUUCUGGAUUGUUUGAAUGGGAUUGAAGUAGUUUUUUGUCUUAGACGUUUAACUAAAGUUCUGGUUUGGUUUGUUGGAUUUGCUGUGAUGAUUCUAAUUGCUCGUGCAGGGAAUCAUAAGGAUAUAUCGGAUACGAAAGAGCAGCUGAGCAAUGAUUUAUCGCUCGUGCUUGCUCUGAGACCACGUCACCAGCCUGCUCGGCCAAACAAGGCUAGAAGUAUACUCGGUGCUAAGGAGCAUCUGAAUGAUGGUACUUCACUUGUGCUUGCUCUCAGAGCACGUCGGGAUUCUGCUAUAUAAUACUCAGAUGCUUUUGAGCAUGUUUGGUUGAUGGUAGUACAAAUAUUUAUAUGGCAAAACAUUCCUAUAUAAUCUUUUUA